UUUUGCACAAAUAGCCUUUCGGAGCAGGGUAGAAUUUUGAGUGUGUUAGAUUUGCUUUAAUCAAACAUCUGUGGGCUGCGUUCCGUGCGCAGGCGCGGCCAUGGACGGCCCGGAGCUGGCCGGCUGCACGGCCGACUGGUGCCCGGCUGGCGGCUGCCUGGCGCCGGUGCUGCUCUGCUGCUCGCUCGGCCUGCUGUACGUGGGCAGCCUGUACGUGUGGCGGUCGGGCCUGUCGCGCGACCACCCGUCCACCAUCCGACGCCGCUUCGUCAGCGUGCUGCUCGUGUCGCUGGUGUCGCCCGUGUUCCCGCACCUGUACCUGACGUCCGGCGCCGGCCGCGCCGCCCCGCUGGCGCGCCACUCGCUCUGGGAGGCGAUGGGGCUGCGCUGGGGCGGCCUGCUGCCGGCGCUGGUGCUGCCCUACCUGCUGACGGCGCUGCUCUUCCUCGGCCCUCUGCUGCAGCAGUACCACGUCGGCCACUGGAACCUCUACCUCGAGCCCAUGUACUGGUGGCAAAGCCUGCGCAACCUGGUGUGGGUGCGCAACCACGUGGUGGCGCCGUUCUCUGAGGAGUUCACCUUCCGCGCCUGCAUGGUACCUAUCCUGGCCACCUGCAUGCCGCCGCAGCAGGUGUACUUCUGCGUGCCGCUCUUCUUCGGCAUCGCGCACCUGCACCACCUGAUCGAGCGACUGAACCAGCGGCAAAAUGUGCUUUCUGCGCUGGCGGCCAGCCUUUUCCAGUUCGCCUACACCACGGUGUUCGGCGUCUACUCGGCGUACCUGUUCGUCCGGACGGGUCACAUGGCGGCACCCUUCAUCGCGCACGCCUUCUGCAACCACAUGGGCUUCCCGGACUUGUCUGGCCUGGCGUCGGAGCCGGAGCCGCGGCGCGCCGCGCUCGUGCUGGCGUACGUGGCCGGCCUGGCGCUCUGGUACCUGGUGUUGGGCGCGCUCACCACGCCCUCGCUCUACGCCAACGCCGUGUAUGUGGCGGCGGUGUGACGGCCGCUCACGCCGCCGGCCGCCGCCAGUCGUGAAGUCUUCAGAGGCCCGGCUGGGGCCGAGUGGCCGGCCGCAGCAGGGUGGCCGGUAGCCGGUGUCGUGAGAUCUCCAGCCGGCCCUGGGGCCCGGUCGAGCGCCGCCACCUGUAACCUGCAGGCGGCUCCAACGCCGCCGGCGCGAGCGUGACCUCGGGCGGCAGGCAACCGCGGCAGCGGGCUGACCGCACCGGGAAGACGAGAGGCAGGAAGUGGGGGCACGCGGCCGCCUUUAGCCGACUGCGUGUCGGCUGGCACGCACACUACUUGCGCAUGCGGUCCGUGGAAACACCUCCGGAUGAGGACGCAGCACCGACACAUGCGGUCGGGAAACACCUGAGGAGCGAGGACGCGGCACCGACGCACCUAUCGCACGGCAUUGGACGCGGACGGGGGUUCUGUACUGAGUUUGCCAUGGGUUGUGCCAGGUAGUUUGCAGUGCAUGCCGGACACGACACAGGUGGUGUGCAGGGAGCGAGCGCACAGGCUGGGGUGGUCGCAGGAUGGGCGCGCUCACGCAGUGAUAAUUACUGAAGUGCCAUAGAGGCGGAGGUUAGUCAGGAUAUUUAGCGGGCUUGGCGCGGUUUGUUGACGGUUCCUUUUUCACAAGGAGCUUGUCCCAACAUGCAUCGGUAGCCACGAUAGAGCCUUCUUACAGGCGGGGCAUUGCUUAAGUCAACACUUAGCUUGCGAGGUGCUGUGCGCGCAGAUUUGCGGCUUUACUAGUCGUGCAAGGUAGGGUCGUGGAACCGCGCAACGUCUUUGAAAGAGCUACCGAUGCUACAGGGCACAAAAGCGGCGUUGCGGUGAUACAGGGAGGCGUGGGUUGAGGGGCUUUCGCUGUGAUGAAGCACUAGUUGUUGUUUAGCUCAUGCCUGACAAACGCGUGUGCCGUGCAAUUGAAUAGGGCUUUUGACUGAACGAAACGCAAUGUUGCGGUGCAAUAGUGCACGGGUUGCUCUGUAAUACCGGUUUUCGUGUGACUGACAUUCUCCGAGCUGGGUGCAUAACGCGAGCGCACCCGUUUCUCUGGUCGCUGCUACUCGAAGGCACAUGACCUCGCAAACCUGACUAUCGCUUGAGCCUCGAGCGCUGCCAAGCGAUGAACAAAACACCAGGGGUCCUUCGGUUUGUGCGAUGCACUGGUGCCUGUGUCGGCUUGCGAAGACCCUCGGUGGAUUGGGACGAAGGGCACGUGUGGGGCCGCCCUCGGGCUGGCAAACCCUCCCCUGCGAGAUGUGAGAUCUCUAGCCCGGGUGUGUCAAUACAACUAACAAAUGCGUG
Molecule: messenger RNA, 2322 nt
Organism: Pollicipes pollicipes
Lineage: Eukaryota; Metazoa; Arthropoda; Thecostraca; Pollicipedomorpha; Pollicipedidae
Gene: Sras
Product: Ras converting CAAX endopeptidase Sras
Exons: 3
Coding region: 101-1003 (300 amino acids)
Biological process (GO): CAAX-box protein processing
Cellular component (GO): endoplasmic reticulum membrane
Molecular function (GO): metalloendopeptidase activity
Source: RefSeq, a predicted model, not a curated record